AUGGUUUCUGGAGUUGUACGUGUUGUCUCGUUCUCGAUCCUUGGUCUUGGAGGAUUUCUGACGCUGUUUGUAAUGUACUAUCAAUCAGCUCCAUCUCAGAUCUGCCCUCCCCAACCUGCUUUGCCACGUCAUUACUCAAAGCCACCUGAGAACAGUUCCUUGUCUAAGAAGCAGCCAGAACCAGACAAGCCCAUCAUGCUGUUGUGGUUCUGGCCUGAAAACCGCAGGUUUGAUUUUAGCGAUUGCACCACUUUCUUCAACAUUGAUGGCUGCCAACUGACAGAUGACCGGUCUCUGUACAACAAGGCAGACGGGGUGCUCAUCUUUCACAAAUCCAUCAACCACGAUUUAUCCAACUUGCCUCCAUCACCUCGACCACCAUUCCAGAAGUGGAUCUGGUACCAUGUGGAAUCACCUACAAACACAAUUAGGAUACCUGGUCUAGAGAACCUUUUCAACUUGACCUUGAGUUAUAGGGAAGAUGCAGACAUCCCUGUGCGUUGGCGCUUAACUGCAAGGAAAGGCCAGGGUGAGGACUUUGUGCUGCCCAAGAAGGAUAAAUUAGUUUGCUGGAUUGUGAGUAACAAUAACCCUGCAACUGGAACAGCAGUAAGGGAUAACUAUUACAGAGAACUUGUCAAACAUAUUAAGGUGGAUCUUUUUGGAAAAGCCUUUGCAAGAUUCUUGAGAUAUGAGGACUACUACUCAACACUCUCCAGCUGUAAGUUCUACCUCUCCUUUGAGAACUCAGUCCACAGAGACUACAUCACUGAGAAGCUUAACGGACCACUUGCAGCAGGAACUGUGCCAGUAGUAUUGGGCCCACCGAGACAGAACUAUGAGGACUUUGUCCCGGGAGAUUCCUUCAUCCAUGUUAAUGACUUUCCCAAUGCAAAAGCCCUGGCUGAAUUCCUCCUGAAGUUGGACAAGGAUGAGGAGGCAUAUCUGCGCUACUUUCAGUGGCGUAGAAACUUAUUUGCUCAGCAACAUCUAAUUCAACUGAGUCAAGAGUUCAUCCAAUCUAUUUGUUAUGCCUGUGACCAUAUAGGCAAACAUAAGGAGUACAGGGUUGUUCACGAUCUUUACAAAUGGUAUUUGGUUUAAUUAGUCUCUUCUGAUUAGCGUUUACCAUCACUGGUGUACCCCCCCCCUCCCCCCAGAUAGAAUAUGAA
Messenger RNA from Salvelinus namaycush (lake trout), 1172 nucleotides. Its product is annotated as 4-galactosyl-N-acetylglucosaminide 3-alpha-L-fucosyltransferase 9-like. Gene Ontology annotation, cellular component: membrane. The record is from RefSeq and is a predicted model, not a curated record. Gene Ontology annotation, molecular function: alpha-(1->3)-fucosyltransferase activity. Lineage: Eukaryota; Metazoa; Chordata; Actinopteri; Salmoniformes; Salmonidae. The transcript has a single exon. The coding region runs from base 1 to 1104 and encodes 367 amino acids.